Mycosarcoma maydis (corn smut) is the source of this 1164-nucleotide messenger RNA. RefSeq lists its product as uncharacterized. Lineage: Eukaryota; Fungi; Basidiomycota; Ustilaginomycetes; Ustilaginales. Gene Ontology annotation, molecular function: oxidoreductase activity, acting on single donors with incorporation of molecular oxygen, incorporation of two atoms of oxygen; iron ion binding. The transcript has a single exon. The record is from RefSeq and is a predicted model, not a curated record. Bases 1 to 1164 code for a protein of 387 amino acids.
AUGAAGUUCAGCGCUCCCCUCACAGCCCUGGCUGCGGCCGCUUCCGUAGUCCUGCUUCCAUCAGUGGCGGCACAUGGCCCGGAAAGCAAGGAAGAAGUCAUCAAGUUUCUUGACCAGCAACACUCUGCCUACCACUGUGCACCAGCCAUUGCUGCCAUGACCGCAGCGCGGAAGAGGUCGUGGGCCCAGAAGGUGCUCGGAGGCGACUCAGUCCAGAGCAAGAACUUGUUCAUCGACGGACACUUUGACGAUCUUGGUAUCGACGGCGAGAUCGCCGCCAAGGGCAUCAAGGCACUCGAAGAAAGGGGUAAGCGCAUCAUGGCGUGCGAUCCCGUUGUCGAGAGCAAGAUCCGCAACUCGACUUGUGUCCUAUCGCCCGAGACGACACAAGGCCCCUACUAUCACACUGAGGACCAUCCGAUUCGCGCCAACAUGGCCGAGUGGCAGCUGGGAGUUCACUUCCAGAUGGACGUUGGUGUGAUCGAUGUCGAUACGUGCGAGCCCAUUCCGAACAUCCUCGUCGAUCUCUGGCAUGCCAACGCCACCGGUCACUACUCGGGCCACCCUGACCCUGCACCGCACCUCAAGGACGAGCAGCCGGCGUCGAGCGGUGUGCGAAAGGGUCUUCUCUCUGCUUUCCCGCGUACCAACACAAACGAGCAGUGGCUUCGAGGCGCUCUUCCUACGGAUAGGAACGGCGUCGCACAGUUCACCAGUAUCUUCCCAGGAUACUACACUGGACGAGCCACGCACGUGCACGUCAAGAUUCACAACGACUGGCAAGUGCUUCCCAACGGUACCUUCCGAUCUGGCAGGCUGAUUCACACGGGGCAGUUCUUCUUUGAUGAUGAGCUCAACAUGAUGAUGGACAAGGUCUGGCCGUACAACACCAACCCGAUCGCCGAUCUUCCUGGCCGAGGACGAACGCGCAACUGGGAAGACUCGCUUCAAAUCUUCCAGGUCUCGCAUGAGAACGGCUACUUCCCCACUUUUGAUGUCGAGAAGCUCGGCGGUGUCAUGACCGACGGUCUGAUUGGCUACAUCACUGUUGGUGUUAACCGCUCGGUCAUCGUCGACGAGACGUGGGUGCCCACCACUGGUGGAGGAAAGACCAAGCCUUGGGUUCCUACGGACGCUGCUGCCCCUGCACACGAGGAGCUCUGA